AUCUCGGCCGCAGUUCGUCGCGCUCUUCUGCGCCGUUUUUUUCUGUUGAAAUUCCACUUGUUUACAUUGCGCGGCUAAAUAUCGCAUUUCCUGUCUGUUUUGUUUCCAAAUAUUUAUCCUGCGAGCGAUACCGGACAGUUAAUACGUUAGAGGAAUAUGUAUCCAAAACAUUCAGAUUUUUACUUCGUGUAUUUAAUUACUUAUUUGUAACACUAUUUUUAUGUCAUUUGUUUUCAUUAUAGGCGGUAUUUGCACGUUUAAAACGAUUUGACGCAAUGAAGCACGUGUUACAUAAUUAAACCGGUUAGGCUUGCUUAAUUGAAACUAAUAAUCAAGGAAAGAAAGUAUGAAGUACGCAUGGACGAAAAUUUAAAAUACGCAGGAAAGAACCGUCUGUUAUUCAGCGUGGUGUUAUCCCAUUGGUCCGCUCGAUGCGCUGACGUCAGCGGCAUUGUGGAUUUUGUAGUCUUUUAUUUCUCCCUCCUCCGUUCGCUGCAGCGCUGAGCGCGCCGCGGAGGAACUACGGCGCGUCACGUGUGGGCGUGCCCGCGCGUGACGUGUUUUUGUUUGGAGGAGGAGCAACGAGGCUGAAUUUCCACGCGGUGGUCGGUAAAGUUUGACAGCUCAUCUCUAGCGGUUUGUGAUCCCCGAGGAUCUCUAACUCACCGAUCCAGUCCCGAAUCGGGGAUGACAGCUGCUAGAAACCGCGUGAAGAAAGCGCAACACUUUAACUUAAAGAAGCUUCUGCGUUUGUAAAGGGAUGUUUGGAAGCAGAUGCAGUUUUUGGGAGGCGUCUCUGUUAGCUCUGGGACUUUUUGGACUUUUACAUUCAAAGCAGUUAACAGGUGUCUUGGACGACUGUUUCUGUGACAUCGAGAGCAUUGAUGUCUUCAAUAACUUCAAGAUUUAUCCUCACAUUCGCAAGCUCACAGAGAGAGACUUCUUCCGAUACUACAAGGUGAACCUGAAGCGUCCGUGUCCGUUCUGGGCUGACGACGGCCAUUGCUCGAUCAAAGACUGUCACGUAGAGCCGUGCCCAGAGAGUAAAGUUCCUGUAGGAAUUAAAUCUGGCAACUAUAACAAGUUCUCUCAGGCCUCCAGCAGCAUCACUGAUAUCAGAGAGUGUGAGCAGGCACAUGAACUGGGCGCUGUGAACAACACACUCAGUAAUCAGAGUAAAGAGGCGUUUGCAGACUGGGCUCAUCACGACGACGCUCAGGAUCACUUCUGUGGUUUAGACGAUGAAAUGUCUCCUGAUGCGGAGUACGUGGAUCUGCUGCUGAACCCCGAGAGAUACACCGGAUAUAAAGGACCCUCGGCCUGGAGAGUCUGGAACAGCAUCUACGAGGAGAACUGCUUCAAGCCCAGAUCAGUGUAUCGUCCUCUCAAUCCUCUGGCUCCCAGUCGGGGUGAUGAUGACGGUGAAGGAUUUUACAAAUGGCUGGAAGGUUUGUGUUUGGAGAAGCGUGUUUUCUAUCGUCUGAUCUCUGGACUCCACAGCAGCAUCAACAUCCACCUGUGUGCGGAGUACCUGCUGGACGAGGGCUGGGGGAAGCCGGUCUGGGGUCCUAACCUGCACGAGUUCAGGCAGCGCUUCGACCCGGCCGAGACCAAGGGCGAGGGAACGCGGCGGCUCAAGAACCUCUACUUCCUGUACCUGAUCGAGCUGAGGGCGCUCUCGAAGGUGGCUCCGUACUUCGAGCGCUCCUUCAUCAAUCUGUACACGGGGAACUCUCAGGAGGACUCCGGCACCAAAGAGCUGCUGCUGCAGAUCCUCAACGACACCAAAGCUUUCCCGAUGCACUUUGACGAGAGCUCCAUGUUUGCGGGCCAUAAAAUGGAGUCGAAGACACUCAAGGAGGAGUUCAGGCUUCAUUUCAAGAACAUCUCUCGGAUCAUGGACUGCGUCGGCUGCAGUAAAUGUCGUCUCUGGGGCACCUUACAGACUCAGGGGCUGGGAACGGCUCUCAGGAUCCUGUUCUCCGAGAAAGAGAUCAAGAACCUUCCAGAAAACAGUCCGUCCAAAGGCUUCCAGCUCACGAGGCAGGAGAUCGUGGCUCUGCUCAACGGAUUCGCCAGACUGUCCACGAGUAUCAGAGAGCUUCAUAACUUCCGGUCCCUGCUGAAGGAUCAGAGGUAGCUGGGGGCCGGCGGGGGGCAGCACUAGACUCAGGGACCGCAGGACCCUUCCUCUUCAUCACGGCUCCGACUCGGACGGACCGCGCAGACUGCGCUUUAUCACGUAGCGCUGCGGUUUUCUUCUUUUCUUUCCUUCUCUUGGGUUUGUGUGAAUGUUGUGAACGCCUGUGUCUGUUCCUGCUGACGACAGUCCUCUUCGUUCUUUUAAUUUGUUAGUAAUCAGGUGAAGCCCAUAAACGAGAACAUGCCCAGGUCACAUUUCACACUAAAAUACAAGUAAUUAUACCUUUUUUCAUUACUGAGAGGACUAUAGGCUUUAUUUUCUUUCUUUAUAUAUAUAUAUAUAUAUAUAUAUA
Messenger RNA from Puntigrus tetrazona (Sumatra barb), 2495 nucleotides. It is a transcript of the gene ero1b, whose product is annotated as endoplasmic reticulum oxidoreductase 1 beta. Bases 761 to 2140 code for a protein of 459 amino acids. Gene Ontology annotation, cellular component: endoplasmic reticulum; endoplasmic reticulum membrane. Gene Ontology annotation, molecular function: thiol oxidase activity; protein-disulfide reductase activity; FAD binding. The transcript is spliced from 16 exons. Gene Ontology annotation, biological process: protein folding in endoplasmic reticulum. Lineage: Eukaryota; Metazoa; Chordata; Actinopteri; Cypriniformes; Cyprinidae. The record is from RefSeq and is a predicted model, not a curated record.